Messenger RNA from Drepanopeziza brunnea f. sp. 'multigermtubi' MB_m1, 360 nucleotides. RefSeq lists its product as uncharacterized. Lineage: Eukaryota; Fungi; Ascomycota; Leotiomycetes; Helotiales; Drepanopezizaceae. The record is from RefSeq and is a predicted model, not a curated record.
AUGCCUCAAGAUUUGCCGCCUCAGGGGGGGUACGAGCCUGUGCAGUAUAAGAGGAACCUCCCCGCGCGCGGAUUCCGGCCCUCGGUCAUGCUGGCGGCGAUGUUUGGCAUGAUGGGCUUUGGCUUCUACAAGGUUGGCAAGGGGAUCCGAGAGCAGAAUGAGCUUGCCCGCGAGAAGAUGUGGUCAAGAAUCCACCUCAUUCCUCUUUUGACGGCGGAGGAGGAUCGCGAUCUGGUGAGGAGGCAUUACGCGGAUCAGGCGCGGGAGAAGGCGUUGCUUGGGAGCGAGACGAGCGCUUAUAACUCUGAUCGAUUCGUACGUCCUACUUUUGCGGUUACCCCGAGUCAGAUAUCGAAGUAG